UAACGCAAUCGAUCUCUUCAUUCCUUAAGAGUUUCGUCAUUCGGUGAAUUCGAAUAGACAAUCACGAAAAUUAUGGGUGGCGGAGGAGCAUUCAGAGCAGCGGCGAAAUUGGCCGGAGCCACCGUCGCAAACAGCGGAUUCAGUUCUGUGGCGGCGGAACAUCCAGUUUAUGCAGCCGCACGCAACGUAGCCCGUCCGGUGUCGGUCUCCGGUAUAUCGUCAACAUCGCAAGAUGUCAAGUACGGCGUGGUUACGUCUUCUCACAGUGUAUCAUCCGAUGUGUCGCAUGUGCGAAAGAUGGUUUCUGAUUUUGAUGACUGGGAGAUGGCCGGCGGAGAGGAGGAAAUGAUGGUUAAUCCUGGUCAGCCGCUGCCACGACUCGUAUUUGGUGGAGCUCCUUCUCUUCAGGAAGCUACAGAGGCUACUUCUGAUCUCAAAGACGCUCUCGAAAAGGUAUAUUUGUCUGGACCUGCUAAUGAAUAUGGAGGAUCUUGUAUAUCCGACUCAAGCUCAACGCCUUUCUCCAAAGCCUGUGUUGUCACCGAGACUGUAAUCACAAAGUCUGUGCCAAAACAUGCUAUGAAGGCAUUUAGGUUUCUAAAUGAAACUCCCGCCGUUCAGAAUGUUGUUGCUUCAAUUGCUUGUGACCAAAAUGUGUGGAAUGCGGUACUGCAGAAUCCAGCCCUUCAAGAUUUCCUGGAGUCACAGAAAACCAGUGAGAAAUUUGCAGGUGCAUUACUCCCCGACUCGGAUCAAGAGAGAGAUGAAUCCGUUGCUGAUACUGAUUCCUUUUCUCAGUCAUCCCCAAGGAGGGCGUUUUCCAAAUCUGAGACAGAAGAGGCUAAAUCCGGGAACUCUUUUACAAGCUUUUUGCAGAAUGUUAAACAAACAGUGACACAAACAGUGGUUGAUAUGAUGAACAGCUUGUCAGAUUACUUUAACAAUCUCUUUGGAGACAACACGUUUUUUGUUGAUGCGGAUGGAAGUGCUAAAAUUGGCGCCGUGGAGAAGACACUGGGGGCAUCUUUCAUGGCUUUGGCAGUCAUGGUUAUAAUGGUGGUUCUCUCAAAACGCAGUUAAUCAUGAUGUCUUCAAAGUUUUAACUAUUUGAAUUCGCCGAAGUUACAUGACGAAAUGUUACCAGUCUCUUCUAGAAUAGGUAUUGAGGGUAUUUGGUCGGGUAGGUCUGCCAGUGACUUAAAGAAGUGGUUUGUAAAUAAAAUAAAGUCAUUGUAGACAAUGUUUUAUGUUUUAGUUUCUUGGCUUUGUCAUCUAUGCCAAUGAAGUUUGAUUUGCAUUCAGCAGUCGUGUAAUUUGCUUGGAUUCUAGAGCUUAAAGUGCAUCACUGCUCUUUAACACUG
Solanum dulcamara is the source of this 1361-nucleotide messenger RNA. RefSeq lists its product as uncharacterized. The transcript is spliced from 4 exons. NCBI's taxonomy places the organism in Eukaryota, Viridiplantae, Streptophyta, Magnoliopsida, Solanales, Solanaceae. Bases 73 to 1080 code for a protein of 335 amino acids. The record is from RefSeq and is a predicted model, not a curated record.